Messenger RNA from Epinephelus fuscoguttatus (brown-marbled grouper), 2304 nucleotides. RefSeq names its product CD4-1 molecule (gene cd4-1). The transcript is spliced from 11 exons. Gene Ontology annotation, biological process: interleukin-15-mediated signaling pathway; positive regulation of ERK1 and ERK2 cascade; T cell activation. Lineage: Eukaryota; Metazoa; Chordata; Actinopteri; Perciformes; Serranidae. Gene Ontology annotation, cellular component: external side of plasma membrane; membrane raft. The coding region runs from base 224 to 1636 and encodes 470 amino acids. Gene Ontology annotation, molecular function: MHC class II protein binding; protein tyrosine kinase binding. The record is from RefSeq and is a predicted model, not a curated record.
UGUGACAGAGCCACCUGCAGCGCGUACAGUCUACCAAAUGUCAGAGCUGAACUCAUCGCCGCACUGAGAACAUCACAUACCAAUCGCUGGCGAGGGAGGUGCAACGGCACUUAAAAAGAGGGUUUGUUUGAUAAAUAUUCAACAUUUCCACCUGACGCCGGAUCACUGAACACAUAGGGACACUCAGCACUCAACAACAGAUUUUUUCAGACGUGUGACUGAAAUGAGGAACUUAAUUCAAUCUGUCCUCCUUCUCAUCAUUGUGUUCAAGUCAGCAGCAGGGGCAUAUGAAGUGAGAUAUUUCCAGGUGGGAGGGACAGUUAAACUUCCGCUUCCAGCGGGCGUUGAUUUAAAACAACAUUAUGUGUACUGGAAGUUGGAGGGUGGCCCUGAACUUGCGGUGCAAAAUCCACUGGGGAGAAAGAGCACCUCUGAAGACGAACCCUGGAAGAACAGGUUGUCCUGGACUGAUGGCAACGAACUGAUGAUCAAAAAUAUUCAACAAGAAAACUUUGGGACUUUUGUCUGUGAAGUGAAACGGAUGAAUGAAGUCAUUCACACCAUCACAUAUAAACUACUCAGACUUACUGCAACUGUGAAACCGUCCACUCUGCUGCUGCCUAGGAGCAUUCUGUCUCUGACCUGCAAUGCAGAGACUCUUCAGGGUCACAAGAAUCCUCAGAUCCACUGGCUGAAUCCCCGCGGAGAGAGAGAACGUAACCAACAAUCAUUCACUAAGAUAGCCACAAGCCAAGACAAUGGCAAGUGGAUAUGUGUUGCAACACAUAAUCAAAUAGAGAACAAGGCAUAUGUUGCUGUUACAGUUGUGGACCUUUCCCCACCUGUUUCACAAAGUCAGUACACAUCUAAAUCGCGGCCUCUCACCAUCCCCUGUUCCAUUCCUGCUCACAUCUCCUGGGGACAAAUCAAUGAUACGGGUAUCAAGGAAGUUCACUGGCACUUCAUCCCUAAACCGGGCUCCAGUCCACAGAGGCUCUUCUCCCUCUCUGUGGGGAAUCCGAUGACCUGGAAGGCAGACCAAGACAGAGGACUGCGUCCUGUAUCAGAGCCGAAAAAAGGGGAUCUGUCUUUGAUCAAAAAUCGAGGGACGGAAGAAGAUGAAGGAGACUACGUCUGCGCCCUGGAAUUUAAAAAUGGCGUGAUUCUGAACAGGACUGUGCACGUACAGGUGUUGCGACUCACCUCCUCCCCAGGAACAGAGUUGAUUUCUGGCCAGCAGCUCAACCUGACGUGCGGCCUCGGCCAGCCACUGACCUCUGACCUGCGUCUGAAAUGGUUCCCACCUGAACAAUCGUCCUUGUUGUCGUCUCUGACAUUUGACCGUCACCCCGCCCAUCUCACCAUCCCGGAAGUGGGCACAGGAGAUAGCGGAAAGUGGAGGUGUGAGCUGUGGCGGAGCAACGCACGGGUGACGUUGGCUGAGAUAACGCUGAAGAUCGAACCCAGACUGAGUGCGUGGAUGCUGGUGGUCAUAUGCAGUGUCACAGUCAUCGUACUCCUCCUCCUGGUCCUCAUUUUCAUCCUUUGCCGACGCAGACAACGGAAGAUGAGACACCUCAGGCAUCGACUCUGCCAAUGCAAAACCCCGAAGCCGAAAGGAUUCUACAGAACAUAAUAUCACCUGCCAAGACAUUUUCAAGAGGACAUGGCAGCCAAUUGAAUUUCUGUCCAGAAAAGAUGGAUUUUUCUGUCAAAUCUACUAAACUGUGAACCUCUGUUAGGUGUUAGAUGAGGGUCUAAAAGUUUAAAACAAAGUUCUGUUCGAAGACUGUGUCGUCACAAAAAAUGUAUUCUACAGUUGUACAUAUAUAUUAUAUAUAUCAGCCAUUUUGAGAUUGUUUUCAUUUUUGUAAUAGGGACUUCUCUAUGAAACAGAACGUCUCUGUUCCAUUGAAUUAUCAUUUUAACAAUAUUGUUUGUGAUAAUUGCUGUCAAUAGUUGUUUAUGUUAUACUCUGUUUUACUCACUUUGCUUCUAGAUUUGUCUUGAUAUGUAAUAUAUAUUUUUACAAUGCUCUUUUAUACUGCACUGACAGGCUUGGUUAUUUGCUUUUAUACAUAUUUACAAGUAUAUUACUUCAAAGUUGAUGCCAAAUACACAAAUAAGGACACUUUAUUGAUUUAAUCAAAACAGGACAUUUUUUGGCAGAGAAUGUUUUUAUUUGUCAAUCAAAUUGUAAAGAGUAAUGAUGCUUUGCCACUGCAGUUUCCCAAUAAAGUAUCAGUAACUUUUACAGUGGAGUGGUGGUCCUGCAGAGGUGUGCUGGGGCUCACUUUAACGGGG